Molecule: messenger RNA, 962 nt
Organism: Quercus robur (English oak)
Lineage: Eukaryota; Viridiplantae; Streptophyta; Magnoliopsida; Fagales; Fagaceae
Product: iron-sulfur assembly protein IscA-like 1, mitochondrial
Exons: 3
Coding region: 69-461 (130 amino acids)
Biological process (GO): iron-sulfur cluster assembly
Cellular component (GO): cytoplasm; mitochondrion
Molecular function (GO): 2 iron, 2 sulfur cluster binding
Source: RefSeq, a predicted model, not a curated record
AGACAACCACUUUGCUUUAAUUUUGUGGGAUUCGGACUUUUUCAUUAGAUUUCAAUAUUUUCAUUUUCAUGGCUUCUCGAAUGGUGGCGGAGAAGAUGGGACACGUGGCGAGGCGGCAAGUCCUGAACUUAACGGACGCCGCCGCCGCCAGAAUACGCCACCUGCUACAGCAGCGCCAGCGACCCUUUCUCAAAUUGGGCGUUAAAGCACGCGGCUGUAACGGCUUAUCCUACACCCUCAACUACUCAGAUGAGAAAGGGAAGUUUGACGAAUUGGUUGAGGACAAGGGUGUAAAGAUAUUAAUAGAUCCAAAGGCCCUCAUGCAUGUAAUUGGGACCAAGAUGGAUUUUGUAGAUGACAAACUCAGAUCUGAGUUCGUAUUUAUCAAUCCGAACUCUAAAGGGCAGUGUGGUUGUGGGGAAUCCUUCAUGACAACAAACAGUACAGGAGCUGCUAAGUAGGGUCAUGGUUAAACUUGUGAUCAAAACUGUAAGGAACCCUUUGUUUUAUUAUUCAUCAGCCAAGCUUAGUAUCAAUGGUUGUCUGCUAAAUUUUUACCUGAAGAACGAUGAAGAAUGAAAGCUUUGGCGUCUCCAGUUGCCUCUCUUAGCAGGUAGCGGCCAUGCUAACAUGGCUCUAGUGUAUACACUCUUCUCUGGAACUGAUGCUCAUUGGGCUUACAAAAACGUUAAUCUUGCCAUGUUCUUUUUUGAUGUAAUUGUUUCGUUGGUAAGGACCAGAAUAUGUUAAGCAGCUUACAUGUAAAAACUGUUGAAAAUGAAUCUUGAGACAACUUAUAGUGUUACAACUCCUACAUUCUUGAUGAGUUAGAUCCGUGUCUUUAACCUUUUAAAGAAAAAUUGCCAGGUUAAGAUGUAAGUUUCAGAACAUUUUGGGAACAAUUUUGUCAAAUUGUAAUUUUGUGACUUUUCUAAUAAUUAAAGAAGUUUAUGCAAGGUAUA